GGCUGGGCCAUGGUGGAGCAAGCAGACGACGCGCCGCUUCUGUUCUGGGCCGAGGGCCCGGCCGUCUCCUUGCCAGAGCCGGUCGAGCCCGGCGGCUGGCGGGGCUCUUGCGCCUCCUCGGCAUGGGGAGGCGGCAGCAAGGGCGAGCCGGGCGGCAGCCGUCCCGGGGGGCGCCUCCAGCAGCUGCGGCAGCCGGAGCGCGAGCAGGUGGAGGAGGACCAGAUCGUGGCGGUGUUCGUGGUCACCUUCGACUCCCGCACCGGUAACAUGGUUGAAUGGUGUUUGCCGCAAGACAUCGACCUGGAAGGCAUCGAGUUCAAAUCCAUGGCCAGCGGGUCCCAUAAAAUUCAGUCAGAUUUCAUUUAUUUCCGGAAAGGGCCUUGCUUCGGCUUGGCCUGUUUCGCCAACAUGCCCGUGGAAAGCGAGUUAGAGCGUGGGGCCCGCAUGAAGUCUGUGGGGAUUCUCUCCCCUUCCUACACCCUCUUGUACCGAUACAUGCACUUUCUGGAGAACCAGGUCAGGCACCAGCUGGAGAUGCCGGGACAUUACUCUCACUUGGAAGCCUUUUAUGAUGACAAGAAAGGAGUCCUCCCAGCUGGCGCCUCCGCUUCUCAGCAACCCGUCCACUGGCUGCCUUCCAUCCACAGAUACAUGUACCCAGAGAUGAAGAUCACGCACCCUGCAGGCUGUAUGUCUCAGUUCAUCAAGUUCUUUGGGGAGCAGAUCCUUACACUGUGGAAGUUCGCCUUGCUUCGCAAGCGUAUUUUGAUAUUUUCACCUCCUCCUGUUGGUGUGGUCUGCUAUCGAGUUUACUGCUGCUGCUGCCUUGCCAAUGUCUCCUUGCCUGGUAUUGGUGGGACUGUUCCCGACUCCAAGCCUUUCUUCUACGUCAAUGUCGCCGACAUCGAAAUGCUGGAGACAGAAGUGUCGUAUGUGGCCUGCACAACAGAGAAAAUCUUUGAGGAGAAGCGGGAUCUCUAUGAUGUCUAUGUGGAUAACCAGAAUGUGAAGACUCACCAUGAGCAUCUGCAACCACUCCUGAAGAUUAACAGUGCAGACAAGGAAAAGUACCGGAGACUUAAUGACCAGAGACAGAUGCUGAUGUACUCCCAGGAAGUAGACGAGGACUGUAGUUCUUGCGAAGAGGACCUUUUCAUCCUGUUCUUCAUGGAGCAGAACAACCGGAUAUUUCAGACCUUGAUGGAGGUGUCAGCCAGCCAGGACAAGACCUUGACAGCUGACCACGCCCGAGGGAUGGGCUUGGACCCCCAAGGCGACCGUAGCUUCCUCAUGGACCUACUGGAAGUCUAUGGCAUCGAUGUCAUGCUGGUCAUUGAUAACCCUUGCUGUACUUAGGGCAGAGAGUACUCGGAAGGGUGAGAAAUGGAGAGUGCACACGCGUGCGCAGAAGACGGCCACUUCUUACAGACUGCAGGAUGAAAGAAGGGCAGCCUUGCUGGACUUCAGCACAACUCACAUUGUGAAGAACUGCCUUUUAAGAGAAUUCUCUACAGAAAGUGUUAUUUAUAUAUAUAUAUCUAUAUAUAUAAUUUCCUAUUAACUCUCAUUUUCAGGUAUACCUUAACCAAGCAGUCCCCCCCACCCUCACCCCUCAUCCAGGGUAGCCUGCCUGGCCAUACUUUCCCCUUUUUAGUUCUGUAAAACCAUGGCCCACUUCCUUUCCUUCCUCCCCACUCCCCUCUGAAAUGACCCAGUAGAAGCUCCUUUUGAGAGCCUAACCCAAGACCUGUUGGCCAGGAAGUCGGGUAGUUGGGAAAAGCACUUUAAUUUCUUGGGGACCAACAUGAAAUUUUUAUGCUGCUUUGAGCCUUGGUGACUUGGCUGUUUCUAGCUUUGACUGAGUAGAAACAGCCCCGUGUGUCUUUUAAAUUCUUAUACAACAUGUACAAGAUGCUUGUGUUCUAGCUAUAUGGCAUUUCCGGCUGAAUGAUGGUUAACCUGUAAGGCUUUGACAUCCGAGAGAUGGGUUCCAGGGAGCAGCUUGUACUCCUAAGUCCAUUGCUUCAGAAGUAGUAGGAACAGAAGAACUCUUCUUUUGUUGACUAAUAUAAUUUUUCCCUAGCUUGGUCACUGUUUGGCAGGUCCCGCUGGGAGGGAUGGCCCUUGGCGGUCCCUUGCUGAGCUGCAGCAAUUGCCCUCUUUCCAGAGAGGAAGGGCCUAUCUCAGGUGAGCCCCGUCUGAAGACCGCUGCAGUUGACCUCACUCCCAGCACUGUAUUAUUUGCCCGUGCAGUUUGACGCUGUGGAACUGAUGCAUCCUAGGCUUGGCCUGCAUCGUGUCGACUUGAGCUAGCUCUGAGAAUAGUGUGCCUGCCAUCUUGGUAGCUUUUCUCAUGCACUGCAGCUUGAGCACUGGCUCUUCCUGCACGAAGCAGUCCUCUCACACAGGAACACUGUGUCAGCCCAGGAGUGUUGGGCUAUAGCUCUGAUCAUCCCCAGUUGGGGUAAUGGGAGUUGCAGCCCAGCACAUCUGGAGAAAACCAGGCGGGAGCAGGCCAUGCAGGAGGGUGUCUAGGCUUCAGACUGAACCUGAAUCAAUCUCUCUGUGUUCCCACAGAGUGGCAGUGGUGGGGUUUCAUUGAAAAGGUAAGAGAAAGUAGCAACGGGCUGGUAAGCCUCGCCGGGAAUAGUUCUGCUGUAGUAUGGCAAGGGAAUUGGUCAUAUAUUUGAUAACUGUGAUUAUUUUAGAGUACUCUGCUGUCGGGUGCAUAGCUGGUUGGUGGCUGGGCACCUGCGCAGCACGUGAAAAACCAUCUGCCUAUCUUCUAGCUUUAAGGCUUAGUUUAACCAAUCCAAGUUCUGUUGCCAUGUGGCUUGCGUAGCAGCUUUGCUGUCUCGUGCCCUUGAUGUUGGGCAGCCUAAUCUAGCCUUGGCCCACCAGCAAGGGUGCAAAACCACUGCUGAUAGCUUAGCGCACUUCUGUAGACUGGCCUUUGAUGGCCUUAUUGCUUCUUUGACUUCUGUGCCUGAUAGGUAGCCUGAAAUCCCAGCGGCUUCUCUUCUGUCCUGCCCGUUCUGCAUUUCAGUGGCUUUCUUCUCCAUGAGUUUUGAGACAGAGCUUUUGAGCUCCUCCUCUGUCAUACCAGCUGAGCUGCAUAACAAGCAGGGAACCCCAUUGGAAGCCUUGUUGAUCUUCCAUGGGGAAGUUUUGAAGGAGGGGUAGAUAAACUGUGGUCCUCCAGAGGUUGCUGGACUACAGCCUCCAUCAUCUUCAACCUUUUGACAUUGGCUUUGAUGAUGAAGUUGGGGUCCAGAGUUAACUGGAGAGCUAGAUUCCUCACCACAGAUUUAGAGAAAACUUUGGGCACUGGCCUAAUGGGAUUGGCCAGUAUUGCUGCCCAUGAAGCCCUUACUCAGUUCGAAAUGUAUCCCCGAUCCUUGCCAGCCAGUAUUUUAUGCCUUUUUUGCAAACUGAGGCUGCCAAAGUUGCUUCUUUAUCAGGCAUUGGGUGUUCAACCUACCAGCUGUGUUUCAGCUGUUCUGAUCAAGGAGUCACUGUUUGCCUGGUAGAGGGAUGGAGAGCUGGCUCUAGAUGGAGGAAACGGGCCCUGUAUGAGUGAGCCUUUCCUGGUUCAUAUUUUCUUGGCCUACUUGUACCUUAAAUUUUGAAUGCUGUGUGCUAACCACCGACUCUGAAAGGAAAUGUCUUUGUCUUGCUUUUCUGUGCUUUGAAUAGUUGUCUUAUCCCAAAUAUUUGCUGUGUUGCCCUAAUUUAUUGUAGGGAGCGUUCUGCAUUUUUGGUUCCUUUACAAAACACACGAAUGAAUGCCUCUUAAUACCAGAAUGGAUGGAUGGAUGCAGUCAAACACCCAACUUGUGGGCCAUGAUCAUAGCGAUGCCAUUCAUCCUCUUUGGUAUGGAAGAGCCACACAUUCUUUCCUUGUCUUAACCCUUUCCUACCUCAUAUUUAGGUGGCCUGCAGGCAGGAUUCUUCCUGUGCAAAGGACUUAAGUUUGCUAUUUUAUAUAAUGAAAUAAAAGAACUGAAAUGG
Varanus komodoensis (Komodo dragon) is the source of this 4011-nucleotide messenger RNA. It is a transcript of the gene DENND11, whose product is annotated as DENN domain containing 11. Lineage: Eukaryota; Metazoa; Chordata; Lepidosauria; Squamata; Varanidae. The coding region runs from base 10 to 1356 and encodes 448 amino acids. The record is from RefSeq and is a predicted model, not a curated record. Gene Ontology annotation, cellular component: cytoplasm. The transcript is spliced from 9 exons.